GUGACUGCAAAAUGCAUUCGUGUAAAUAUGAUAACAUUCUAGCUAGCUUGCUAACUGGCCUUGUCUACGUUCUGAAUAUAUUAGUACGCUAGCUCGCAAUUAUUUGAUUAUUUCUAUCAGCAGCUGAUCGCGAGUUAGCAAAACCUAACAACUUGCAAGCCUGCCCCAGGCUAGCAAAUUUCAUGUGAGCAAUAAAAGUUUAUGCGUAUGCUGGUAGUUGGCUAGUUUAUUGUCGACAAAGAAUGCAAUAUUCUGCACAGUUUGCAUGGACAAUAUACUACGCAUGCAACUUAGAUCGCCAGCAAGUUCAAGAUGCAUUUUUUAUAUAACCUAUUCACAAGACGUUAGGGAUAUUGCAGUGAUAGAGUUAGCUGGCUGUCGAUCUUAACUGAUUUGAGCCGGAAAUUAUUGUUGCAUGCUCUGCAGCGGGUGGACAGGGAAUUGGGUGUCAAGAGGUUUUUUCUUCACCGCACGUUUUUAUUUUUGCUGCAUUUCACUUUUUAAAACCAUGGCAACUGAAUGCGAGGCAUGGCUUAAUGCUAACCCAGUAGAGGCGGACGACCUGAGCGACUCUUUUCUCUCCGGCGACGAGGAGAGAGGGGUCGUCCGGAAGGUUGACAACGAGAUCAACGGGAACUGGAUCGCCGCUCCCACGUCGUCCAUUCAUGAGGCCAGGGUGAAGGCCAAGGCCAAGAGGAGGCUGAGGAAGAACUCCUCCAGGGACUCUGGCCGGGGGGACUCGUUGAGCGACAAUGGGGACAGCACCCGUGGCCCUCUUGUACCUCCCACCAGCCCCAAGGGCAAACUGCUGGACAGAAGGUCUCGAAUGGGCAAAGGGAGGGGCUUGCCAAAGAAAGGUGGAGCGGGGGGUAAAGGUGUCUGGGGACCACCAGGAGAGGUCUACGACCUUGAGGAGGUGGACGUCAAAGACCCAAAUUAUGAUGAAGACCAGGAAAAUUGUGUGUAUGAGACCGUGGUGUUGCCUCUGGAUGAGAAAGACUUUGAGAAGACGGUAACACCAAUCGUGCAGGAGUAUUUCGAGCACGGGGACACCAGUGAAGUGGCGGAGCUGCUGGCGGAGCUGAACCUGGGCCACAUGAGGAGCGGGGUGCCCAUGCUGGCCGUGUCCCUGGCCCUGGAGGCCAAGGCCAGCCACAGGGAGCUGACGUCCCGGCUGCUGUCGGACCUGUGCGGGCGGGUGCUCUCCCUCCGGGACGUGGAGACCGCCUUCCACAAGCUGCUGCGCGAGCUCCCGGACCUGGUGCUGGACACUCCGGGGGCGCCGCAGCUUGUUGGCCAGUUCAUUGCUCGAGCAGUCAGGGAUGAAAUCCUGUCCAAAAGUUACAUUGAGAGCUACAAAGGGAAAGUGGACUGUGAGCAUGCAAGGGCAGCGCUGGACAGGGCGACCGUGUUGCUGAAGAUGAGCAGGGGGGGACUCCGCAUAGACAACCUCUGGGGAUCGGGCGGGGGCCAGAGACCUGUCACCCAGCUCAUCAAAGAGGUUAAUCUGCUUCUGAAAGAGUAUCUUCUAUCUGGAGAUGUGGUGGAGGCAGAGAGAUGUUUGAGAGAGCUGGAGGUUCCGCACUUCCACCAUGAGUUUGUCUAUGAGGCAAUAGUCAUGGUCUUAGAGUCUAAAGGGGACAAAAUAUUCAAAAUGGUUCUGCAGUUGCUGAAGUUCCUGUGGGAGUCCUCUGUGAUCACUGUGGACCAAAUGAGAAGGGGGUAUCAAAGAGUUUACAUGGAAAUAGCAGAAAUCAACAUUGAUGUACCCUGCGCGUAUGCUGUAUUGGAGCAGUUUGUGGAGAAGAGUUUCAGCGCUGGUAUUAUAGACAAAAGAAUGAGGGACCUCUGUCCUUCUCGAGGUCGCAAGAGAUUUGUGAGCGAAGGGGAUGGCGGUCGUCUUAAACUGGAGAGCUACUGAGCACAAACUCUGGGAACCAUGUGCCAGGAGUAUUCAGAUAACUGGAGCUCAUUUGUACAAUUCAGAUAUUUGUCAUAACGGUUUGGGUACCAAACACUCCUUUCAUUGAUAAAGAAUGUACAUUUUUGGGGAAAUAAAAAAAAAAAUGUGGGGGUGGGGGGGUGUUCUGGAAAUUAAAGGUACUUUUUCUUUUUUUCUGUUAGGAGGUAAAUGUAAGCAUACCUGACCGACGUCUGCAAAUAAGCUAACUCAAAGUGCCAGACCUUUUCAAUGACGUAGUCAUUCCAUGUUUUUUUUGUAUUGAUUUUUUUUCCCCCACUGCCACUCCCUUUUCCCUGACCGUAGUGUUUGUACAAGAGUCACUGGUUUUGUGUAUAAAGCUUUAUAUUAAAGGGGGGGGGGCACAUUUGUUCAGAGCAGUUACUCCCCUUAUAAGCUGCUAUUGUUUAUAGAUGCUGUGCUUGGAAUUUUUCACUGUACGGAAGGCAAAACUGAAGGCAACAGGACGCAGAGCAAAGGAAACCAGUGAGGGUCCGUUUCACAAAAUGGUGUCCAGAAUGUUUAUUUUUAUAUUUUAACACUGGUGAGUGAAAUGUACCCAGUCUUGCUCGCUGUUUAUGUUCAAAACAUGAAAUGAACUGCAAAUAAAUAAAUAAAUAAUGA
Anguilla anguilla (European eel) is the source of this 2584-nucleotide messenger RNA. RefSeq names its product programmed cell death 4b (gene pdcd4b). Lineage: Eukaryota; Metazoa; Chordata; Actinopteri; Anguilliformes; Anguillidae. Gene Ontology annotation, biological process: negative regulation of DNA-templated transcription. The coding region runs from base 416 to 1921 and encodes 501 amino acids. The transcript is spliced from 12 exons. Gene Ontology annotation, cellular component: nucleus; cytosol. The record is from RefSeq and is a predicted model, not a curated record.